AUGACACCGCCUUUAAGGCGGCGUGGGCUCGGGACCGGGCAAACCUCCCAAACCUCACUUCUCCUCUUCCGUCCUCCUGCCUCACCAUCUCCCCGAACGCCGAAUUCCCUCCGCAUUCGAUUCACCUGUCACAAUGUCUCUCCUUGGAAAGAAGUUCCCCGGCGCUAUGGCCAAGCCUAUGGCUCCCUUCUUCGCUGCCGGCCUUAUUGUGCUCUACGGCGUCAACUCUCUCCAGAACGCUCUGUCCAACACCGCCCAGUUCAAGAGCGACCCCCGCAACCCCAACGCUAA
This is a messenger RNA of Penicillium egyptiacum, 291 nucleotides long. NCBI's taxonomy places the organism in Eukaryota, Fungi, Ascomycota, Eurotiomycetes, Eurotiales, Aspergillaceae. The record is from the annotation of a GenBank genome assembly.